AUGGCCGGUCCAGCCCCAAACCUCUACAGUUUCCCUAAUACCGACGCUCUGGCCGAGCAAUUACGAGGGUAUGUCCUUCGCCGCCAAAAUUCCGCCCUGAGCCGUCACAACACUUUCCGCGUCGCAGUCUCUGGAGGCUCUCUCCCCGUUGUUCUCGCCAAGGCUCUCCUAGCCCCUGGAGAUGGCACCCCUGAGGAUAUCCCUCAAUUCUCGAAAUGGGAAAUCUUCUUCGCAGAUGAGCGCGCAGUUCCUCUCGACCAUGAGGACAGUAACUACCGCCUCCUGAAAGACGAGCUUCUCAACAAAAUCCCAUCGCAGCUCGGUUCGCCCCAGGUGCGGACCAUCGACCCGAACCAUGUCAACGACGAGGACCCACAAGAGCUUGCGGACUUGUACCAAGAAGAACUGAUGCGCUCCUUUGCGGCGAAGGAUAGUGUGAAGCUGCCUGUCUUUGACCUGAUUCUCCUUGGAUGUGGUCCCGAUGGCCACACCUGCAGUCUCUUCCCAGGCCACCAAUUGCUACGGGAGAAGGAUGCUUGGGUGUCCCCAAUCAGCGACUCCCCAAAGCCCCCUCCAAGACGCAUUACCCUCACCCUACCAGUGGUGACGCACGCCCUGAACAUUGCCUUUGUGGCCACGGGAGGUGGAAAGAAGGAUAUCAUGAAGCAGAUCUUUGAUGCAGAGGAGGGGAGAGACCUUCCGUCCUCUCUUGUCAACGAGGGUGCUGGCGAUAAGGUGAGCUGGUUCACCGACUAUGCCGCAGUGGAAGGGGUCACCUUCCCUAGGCGUGGAAGCCUGUAA
Molecule: messenger RNA, 801 nt
Organism: Aspergillus ochraceoroseus IBT 24754
Lineage: Eukaryota; Fungi; Ascomycota; Eurotiomycetes; Eurotiales; Aspergillaceae
Product: 6-phosphogluconolactonase
Exons: 1
Coding region: 1-801 (266 amino acids)
Biological process (GO): carbohydrate metabolic process; pentose-phosphate shunt
Molecular function (GO): 6-phosphogluconolactonase activity
Source: RefSeq, a predicted model, not a curated record